ACAAUCGGUAUUUCAGAACAUGAGACAUACAAAGUUUCAUUAAAUGUUAGGUCUAUCCUAUACCUCAUUUGUGCCCUGGGAAUUUGGUUCAGAAGCGAAGGAAUCAGUAUUUGGUGCAUUAUGCAUCAUAAGCAAAGACAUCAAAAUGAAAGUACCCUCGUGAUAUCGUUUACGAAAAUCUGGUAAACUGCAUUUAUAACGUGGCUCGCUUCUCGAAGCACGACGCUAGUUCGACAUUUAACAUCAUGCUAUUGUUUUAACCGUAUCGAAAAAACGAAGCUGGAAGGGUGAUCAAAUUUUUGUUUAUUGCUUAUUAGCUGGGAAACUACCCAAAUUCUAUCGAGUUUCGAUCGAGUUUCUUAAUUGUACGUCAGAAAUCUUCACAUCCAUCAUACAGUGAGUGUCAAUGCUGUUUGUACUAUCACUUUCUCAUGCCUAUGAAUUGUCGAAUUCUUUGAACAUACUUUUACACGAUCCAUUGUUAAGAUAAAUGUGCAAGAGACGAAAAUAAUGUUUAGGAGUCAUAUCAUUUAUUUGGGAUUUGAGAAGAUCAGGAGGCCUGGUGCGGGCACAUUCAAGAGCUGUGGUGGUUGGUGAAUGGUGUUGCAGAUAGACUCGGUGUGGGGUUGGGCGUCACCCCCGCUGCGCCUCCAACUAGGGGGGUCUAGGGGCGCCUCGGGGAGAGUGGCCGCGGGCGCCCCAUCCUCGCAGAGGAUGGGUGAAAUGGUCGUAGAACGCGCACCUUCCCCAGCCCGCCUCAGUCAUACAUCAGAAAAACAUCCUCGUGCUACACUCACGGAACUCAAUGUUCUUCGACGUCAUCGAGAAUUGUGCGACGUUGUCCUCAAUGUCGGCUCUAGAAAGAUAUUUGCACAUCGUGUUAUUUUAUCGGCGUGUAGUCCGUACUUCCGAGCGAUGUUUACUGGGGAGCUGGCGGAAUCUCGACAAACUGAAGUUACAAUACGUGACAUAGAUGAAAUGGCAAUGGAACUAUUGAUAGACUUCUGUUAUACUUCUCAUAUUAUAGUCGAAGAAGCAAACGUUCAAACUCUCCUUCCAGCAGCGUGCCUUCUCCAGCUAGCAGAGAUUCAAGAUAUAUGUUGCGAGUUUCUCAAACGUCAACUAGAUCCAUCUAAUUGUCUAGGUAUACGAGCGUUUGCAGAUACUCAUUCUUGUCGUGAACUUUUACGGAUCGCAGACAAAUUCACUCAACAUAAUUUUCAAGAAGUAAUGGAAAGCGAAGAAUUUCUUUUACUACCUGUUGGCCAAUUAGUAGAUAUUAUUUCUUCGGACGAAUUAAAUGUUCGAACGGAAGAACAGGUAUUUAGUGCAGUUAUGAAUUGGGUCAAAUACAACGUUACAGAAAGAAGACAACAUUUGGCGCAAGUUCUUCAGCAUGUACGAUUACCCCUUCUUAGCCCAAAAUUUUUAGUUGGAACCGUAGGCUCUGAUCUUUUAGUUAGAUCUGAUGAUGCAUGUAGAGAUUUAGUAGAUGAAGCGAAAAAUUAUUUGCUGCUUCCUCAAGAAAGGCCGUUGAUGCAAGGACCUAGAACACGACCUAGAAAACCAACCAGACGCGGUGAAGUUCUAUUCGCUGUCGGAGGUUGGUGUUCUGGUGAUGCAAUCGCAAGCGUGGAAAGAUUUGAUCCUAAUACUGCGGAUUGGAAGAUGGUUGCACCAAUGAGUAAACGAAGAUGUGGUGUCGGAGUUGCUGUAUUGAACGAUUUGUUGUACGCGGUAGGCGGUCACGAUGGACAAAGCUAUUUAAACAGCAUCGAACGAUACGAUCCACAAACGAAUCAGUGGUCUUGUGAUGUUGCACCUACUACAUCAUGUCGAACUAGUGUAGGAGUUGCUGUAUUAGAUGGUUUUCUUUACGCGGUAGGUGGUCAGGAUGGCGUCCAAUGUUUAAAUCAUGUUGAAAGAUAUGAUCCUAAGGAAAAUAAAUGGUCCAAAGUAUCACCAAUGACCACUAGAAGACUUGGAGUAGCUGUUGCUGUGUUAGGCGGUUAUUUAUAUGCCAUUGGCGGGUCUGAUGGUCAAUCACCAUUAAAUACAGUAGAAAGAUAUGAUCCAAGACAAAAUAAAUGGUCUCAAGUUUCGCCUAUGUCUACAAGACGUAAGCAUUUAGGCUGUGCCGUAUUUAAUAAUCUAAUUUAUGCCGUUGGUGGACGAGAUGAUUGUAUGGAACUUUCGAGCGCAGAACGGUAUAAUCCUCAUACAAAUUCUUGGAGUCCAAUAGUUGCUAUGACAUCAAGAAGAAGUGGAGUAGGUUUAGCAGUAGUGAAUGGUUUACUGUAUGCAGUGGGUGGAUUUGAUGGAACUGCCUAUUUAAAAACAAUUGAAGUGUAUGAUUCGGAACAAAAUCAAUGGAAAUUGUGUGGUUGUAUGAAUUAUAGAAGACUCGGUGGAGGUGUGGGAGUAAUGCGGGCCCCCCAAACCGAGAAUUACAUUUGGUAGCUCAGGCCCCCCUCUUCAGCCCAAAUGGCUGAAACUCCUUUAACUUCUCUUACACCAAUAACUCCUGUUACACCUGUAACUCCUCCCGCUCCUGUAUCGGUUCCUGUUGUUAUAACUAAUACUAGAAAACGCUACCGCCGAUCGAUGAGCAUUAUAUAAGUAAUAAUAUACGUUCUACAAGACUUUGCCUUUCUAAAGAUAAAGUCGUUUUUAACAUAAAUUAUUUUAAAUUUUUUCAUUAGCUUUGUUUAACUCAUAAUUCAUUUAAAAUCAAUCAUUUUUAUUCAAAUGUAAACCAAUCGUACUAAAUAUGGAUGUAUAUUUUCUUCUAUAUGUAAAAAAUUUAUUCUUA
Messenger RNA from Apis mellifera (honey bee), 2812 nucleotides. It is a transcript of the gene dbo, whose product is annotated as kelch-like protein diablo. The coding region runs from base 598 to 2460 and encodes 620 amino acids. Gene Ontology annotation, molecular function: protein binding. Lineage: Eukaryota; Metazoa; Arthropoda; Insecta; Hymenoptera; Apidae. The record is from RefSeq and is a predicted model, not a curated record. The transcript has 6 exons.